GAAUUGAAAGUACGCCAUAAAUAUGGCGCCAAAAGAGUUUUCAAGCUGAUUUUCCUCCUUUUUCUCUCGGAUUUUUUUGGUGCGGGCAGGGAGGAGGGAGGAAAGGAGGAAAGGGGGAGCGAGGCUGCGCGUGCGUCGGUGCGUGCGUGCGUGCGGAGCGGUGCACGUCCACCGGCCCCACAACUGGAAGCGACGGGCGCAGCGUUUCACGUUUGAAGGAGGGACGUUGCGAAACUGGCUCGCGUUUUAUUCUGACUCAUCGUUUGGAAACAGUUCAAGCUUUUCUACCUUUUCUAGCGCCCCCCCCCUCCUCCGGCCCGCGCGCCCCCUCCUCCCGGACCGCUGGCACCGGGGAGGACGGCACGUUCGGGUUUCUGACACCACGUUUGGGGCUUUUGCGAAAUGCGACAUGCUUUUCCUGUGAGCGCCGCGUCGCGCGCACCUCGCAGCAGCUCGAGCGCCAGCAGCGGCGGGACCAGCGGCGGCUUCGCUGACUUUUUGAAAGCCUCCAACUCUUGUCUGGCCGCUACUUUUUGCGGAUUUUCCCUCGGACUUACGCUCGGACCUCGCGGGGCGGACGCGCUGUCAGGACGCGCGGUGAGGAGCGACGGCGCUGUCGCCGCGCGGACCCACGGUCGCGGGCGGCCGCGCAGCAGCGCCGCUAGCCGCCUGCCAAGGCACCGAGCGGGCACAGACGGCAGCCGGAGCCUCCCCCGUUGAACUACAUGCGCCUGGAAGCCAAUGAUCUAAUCCGUGGGAAUCGCCCGCCGUCCAGGACCGAGGACGUCUCUGCGCCCAAUGCUGACUGCGAUCAAGAUGGAGAGCGAGAGGAAGAGGAGGAAAUACUCCACGAGCAGCAACGACUCAGACACCACCGACAGUCAGGUGACUUCGUGGUCCAGGUCGUCCCAGAACGCGGGCACCAGCAGCACGUGGGUCCGAAGGCAGCACAAGAAACCAUCAGAGGUGUUUCGCACUGACUUCAUCACAGCCAUGAAGCUGCCGGACUCGGCCCAGCUCGGCCUGGACGACUUCUACGUGCUCUCAGACCCCUGGAGGCAGGAGUGGGAGAAGGGAGUGCAGGUUCCUGCCAACCUGGAGGCCAUUCCAGUGCCUGUGGUCAGGUUGCUGCCGGACUCCAGCCACAGCAGCAGGCAGGAGGAGGGUGAAGGCCAGCGCCCCCCCACGCAGCUCUACAGCCUCUAUGACCUGGACGACCUGGACGUGGCCUGGCUGGAGCUGGUCAACCAGGAGUUCAAGCAGAUGGGUUUGCCCGAGCUGGACGAGCUGACGAUGGAGUGCGUCCUGGUGGAGCUGGAGAGCGUGUGCGAGGAGAAGAUGCAGCAGGCCAUCGAGACGGAGGAAGGCCUGGGCAUCGAGUACGACGAGGACGUGGUGUGCGACGUGUGCCGCUCGCCGGAGGGGGAGGACGGCAACGAGAUGGUGUUCUGCGACAAGUGCAACGUCUGCGUGCAUCAGGCCUGCUACGGCAUCCUGAAGGUGCCGCAGGGCAACUGGCUGUGUCGGACCUGCGCCCUGGGCGUCCAGCCCAAGUGUCUGCUCUGCCCCAAGAGGGGGGGGGCCCUGAAGCCCACCCGCAGUGGAACCAAGUGGGUCCACGUCAGCUGUGCCUUAUGGAUCCCUGAGGUGAGUAUAGGCUGUCCAGAGAAGAUGGAGCCCAUUACCAAGGUGUCCCACAUCCCCGCCAGCCGCUGGGCUCUGUCCUGCAGCCUGUGCCGAGAGCACACAGGAACCUGCAUCCAGUGCUCCAUGCCCUCCUGCAUUGUGGCCUUCCACGUGACCUGCGCCUUCGACCACGGCCUGGAGAUGAGGACCCUCCUGGCCGAGAACGACGAGGUGCGCUUCAAGUCCUUCUGCCUGGAGCACAGCUGCAACAGCAGCGCCAGUCUGACCAGUCUGACCAGUCUGACCAGUGUGAGCAACGGCACCCACACCGCCACCAACGCAGCAUACCGGGCCGCCGCGGGCCUGGGUUCCGAGCUCCGGCCGGACCAGCAGCGCCAGCCCAACGGCAGCGGCGACCCGGAGCUCCGCUCGGCCUCGUACCCGGUUCCCGUGUCGGCGUCGGAGCGGGCCGAGCGAGAGCAGCUGGAGAGGGAGAAGGUGAGCCAGAGGAAGCAGAAGCUCCAGGAGCUGGAGGACGAGUUCUACCGGCUGGUGGACCCCAGGGAGGUGGCAGAAAACCUGGGGCUGCCUGUUUCCCAGCUGGACUAUUUGUACCAGUUCUGGAAGGUGAAGAGGAAGUCCAACUUCAACCGACCUCUGGUGACCUUAAAGAGGGAUGAAGUGGACAACCUGGCGCAGCAGGAGCAGGACGUGCUCUACAGACGCCUCAAGCUCUUCACACACCUGCGUCAGGAUCUGGAGAGGGUGCGGAACCUGUGUUACAUGGUGACACGGAGGGAGAGGAUGAAGCACAGCCUGUGCGACCUGCAGGAGAAGAUCUUCCACCUGCAGAUCCAGCUGCUGGAGGAGGACAUGGCCGGAGAGAAAACCCAGAAGGGAGAAAAGAGGAAGCAGAAUGGAGUGAAGGAGAAAGGGAAGGAGAGAAGGAAGAGUAGCCCUGAGAAGAAAAAGGAGAGAUGGAAGUCAGAGAGCGGCUCGCUGCUCACACAGCUAGGUCUGUCCAAGUCCUUCCCGCUGGACAACUCUUUGUUCGACAGCUGGCUCGCCCAGUCGGUCCAAAUCACGGCCGACGACAUGCUGAGCCAGUGGGCGCUCGCCGACCAGCACGGGGACAAGAGCGGCAGCCUGCUGUCGGACCAGCUCCUGCAAGGGGAGGAGAGCCUGUUGAACCUAAUGAUGGAGAAUUCCAUGCAGUCCACCUGGAAAACGCCCCAGCUGGGCCGUAAACCGCGGGCCAGCCCGAAGCCCCGUGCCCGUGGGCAGCCGGGCCCGGCCCAGAACCAGGCGCCGGUGUCCACAGCCGCUGCCUCCGCCGCCUGCUCUCCGUCCACUGCCACGAGCCUCUGGGCGAGCGUGACCGAGGACAACGGCGCCGCCGGCCGCAGAGGGGAGCGGUCCCAGGGCUCCUCCCGGGCUCUGCACCACCACCACCAGACCCGGAGCUCCGACCUGCACAAGGACCCGGCGCCCCAGCCGCCCAUCUCCAAAAUGGAUUCCUGUCAUAUAUCAGAAGAGCGGGGCCCCUGGGACAGCGCUCACGCUGGAAACGGGCUUUCGUCCGGGGCCGGUUUCACCGCAAGCCCGUCGCCUGCUGCGGCGUCCAGCCCCGGGCUCACGGUGCCCAGCACCACCCUCCGCCCGCGGCUCCGUCUGUCCCGCCAGGGGAAAUCAAGAGGGAGAGGCGGCGGUGGAGGCGUGGGCGGCGGCGUGGGCGGCGGCGUGGGCGGCGGCGUGGGAGUGGGCGGCGGCGUGGGAGUGGGCGUGGCAGGACUGCAGACCAUGGAUUUGCCGCUGACAGGGAAGGACAUGUCCCUCCUGAACACUGCUGACACUGACGGGUACUUCUCUGACGGCGAGCAGAGCGAUUCGGACAUGCGCUCCGGCGGACGCAAGCUCCGCUUGUCACAGUUGCAUUCUGGGAACGAGGACCUGCUGAGAAGGAGCGUGUUGGCAUCCUAAAGUGCUGAGACUCAAAUGAACACACACAAACAUGCAGUUAUCCAGGCAGAGUCCUGCUGGCUAAUUGUUUCUCCAUCUGUGCCCAGUACAAAGUCUACAACACAUGGCUGGAUGGCGUUUUGCUACCAAAUUCUUGUCACAUGUACCAGAGGAAUUUCUCUCAGCUCUUAACCUGCGUCGUGUUUUGGGGGAACUUGAAUGUAGCCAUUUGCCUCAUACAGCUUCUCCACCGGACACUUUGCCCUUAGCGCCCACCCGGCACAAUGCGUUCAACCAGUACCUGUAAGCUGUUGUCUUUGUGUCUCACCUUCAUUUGGACUCUGGGUGUUGAAGAACCCAGUACGGCCUCGUGUCUGUGGUUUCUGCCAGACUUGGGAACAAACACUUUGGGGCAUUAUUGUUAUUCUUCAAGCUGGUUUCAGGGUCUGCUUCACGUUUGGCCUUUUAUGGCCUGAGAUUCAUCCAAUGAGUCCUUGUUUCCGUGAAUACGUUCAAUAGAAAGACGAGUUGCUCUGAAUAUGUACCAGCGUCGACAUGGAACGUGUCCAGCCUUGAGAAGCACAACUAGCUAGUCAUAAGAGCUGUAAUGGAAGCACUCCUUCAGGGCCGGGUCCGACCUCGCUGUUGUGUUGUCUUAGACAGACUUCAUGUUCAGAUGAAGGUCGGGACCGACCCCGGCCCUGUCGCACGACACACAAACACACAGUCACAGACACACACACACACAAACCAAGCAAAGCCCUUUGUUAGUUGCUUUCAAAUUCUUCCAUUUGAUUUUUCUCAGCUUAAAUGUUGAUAGAAAUGAAAUAAUAAUGAAAUAAUGAUAGAAAUUCUGUGCCUUGUGUCGCUCGCCCUGUGCCCCCGUCUCCCUCACCAAACAAUCAAAAGUGGGCCUCGUGCCUGUGAAACCCUGGCCUGGCCACAAACAACCUGCGUGUUCACUGUCAGUGGAAAGUUGAGCAAAGCUCUUUAUGCAAAUAUGUGGAGGAUCAGAGAAAGUGAGUUUACUAUCGACCAAACACCGUUUCCACGUGUGUGAGCGCCCAAUCAGACGAUCAAUCAGUCGCUUCUCAAUCGGAUUUACAAUCAAACCAAAAGGAAACCCUUCCCAAGUGUAGCCAACGUCGGGCUUCUUGUCACCUUAAUAAUUGCCUAGUGCCUGAAACGCAGCCUUUGCAGUCAAUCAACAAAGCGCCUGCAAAUGUUAGGAACACGGAGCCAGAGAGAAAGUGCUGGUGUUCCUCAUGACUCAGCCGCUUCAGUCCAGAUCUAUCGGUGAACAGAGCUUGGCCCGGUCACCUGUCAUUCCUGACUAGCAUCGUAUCUCCAGACGGUUCCCACAUAAACUAUGACUUUUGUAUUUUGUGGAGCCUGAUUCCUCCACUGAAUCAUUAAUAUUUUAUUUUUCCCAAUUGCAGUCUCCUAAUUUGAACUUUGUUAAAAAUAUUAAGUGGUUAACAACCCGGUUCUCUGUGGGCAGGUUCUCCACCUUCUCUGCCGUGGCCAAGCUCUCGUAACCGGUGCCUCCGCUGCAGCCUCGUCCUCCCGGUAGAUGAAAAAUGACCACAUAAUAAUCAGCUUCUUACGCUCCUCAAUUGAGUUGUUUGUAAAUUUGUUUUGUUCUCUCAGAGUUGUAUUUUGUACGUAAAGCAGUCCAUGAUAUUCUCAGGGGUUAAAAAAUUUUAAAAAAGAAUAAACGAUUCAAAAAUGUAUUGAAAAAGCGACGUACGACAUAGAUACAAUAUAUCGACACAUAUUUUAUAACAUAUACAGUAUAUCAAUGAAAUAGUGAUGCGUGUAGUCCUACAUGAGCACUACUGAGCAUGCUACUCCCAGUUUGACCAUAGGAUGAGCAGCCCUGCGAACGACGGCUCACUGGGAGACUGGUCAACCAGAGCCGAACCGCCCGGAAGCAGCACACGCGAUUCUGUUGUACCCAGGUCUGUGAACGUGUCCAACCUGCUUCCUCCGUCAUUCCUCGUGAAGUGACCACACCAAAGAACAGAUCCGACCGUUCACACCUUCUGUGCAGGUGAACGUGUGCAGAGGAGGAUGUUAGAUGAGGAUGUGACACUGUCCAGGUCAGUUCAGCCCGUCUCUGGUGGGAACGCCUGCAUUCACUGGGUUCACGUAGGAGAAGCCUGCUGGUAGAGUACUGAGGUGGCAACUCAGCAAAAAAGCCAAAUGCUGCUGAACUGAACACACACACACACACACACACACACACACACACACACACACACACACACACACACACACACACACACACACACACACACACGUCAGAGCUGGUGUAACAGGGUUAAAUGUACAAGAUGAUAGUUUUUUAUGUAAAUGUGGUGAGUGGCUCAGAGGGAGAUGGCCCCUGACAGCAGCAGAGUAUUAUUCCAGGGGACAGAGCCUCGUCUGUCUCCAUGUCCUUCAGGUGUAGUCGUCGUAGACGAUCCUCCGUCUGUAAAAAGCCUUCUCUGAAAGGAAAGCAGGUUUUCUGUCUAAGUGUGCAAAGUACUGUCUGAAGCAGCUGCUGAGUUUGUGCUAAAGCAAACAUUUAGGACAGGUGGACGGUUCUGGACUUCAACGCCGGCUGCCUCCAUCACAACCCGCACGGACACCGACCACCACAACACAUACAGCAACAAUAGCAGCUACAUGAGCUGAGGCUCGAAGGAGGAUCAUUACAGUCCACAGAAUCCUCCACUAGUGGCUCGUACCUUCCAUGUGUUAAGACAGAACAAUAUACUCUUGGUUUCAAUAUUCAAUGUUCAGAGUAGCCUGACUGUGUAGACGGUGGUGUUAGAAAGGCCUCGUGCGGCCUGGACAUGUAGUAGCUCCUGCUAAGGCUCCACAGAGCUGGAAGAACCUCCCACUGUGUGAUCUCCUGCAGGACGUUUUGGAGGCGAGCUCCUGCUCCUGACUUACAUUUCAACCCUCCGGCUCCAACGUGGAGCCGUACUGGAGAUUUGCCAGUUUCAUAAUUGCAGUGGAGGUUUUUCUGUGAUGUUUGUGCAGCUUUAGCAAACACAAACUGGUUAUUAUUUGAUAUUUACACUGUGGCUCCAACGCCACCUCCUUCCGCUUCGUAGACACUGUAGACUGGAGUCUUCUAAUCAACUAGAAGCAGCUUCAGAGCAUCACUGUCCUGUGUGAGUGUUGGCUCACGGCCUCAAACGGGCUCUGAUGCUCUCACAGCGUUGCGACUCUGUCAGGCUGAAUAUUUACACACGAUGAUUUUGCUGUAGAACUAGCAGGUCAGCUGCCGGUAAACAGAAGCUCACCUGCGAAGCGCCGGCCGCUCUCUGCUGCACUGACAGGUCGUAAACGCCCGGAGGCGUCACUGCACCGACGGCCCGGCUUCCUCUCGGCCGAGCACAGAUCACGCGAAUGAUGAGCACCAGGACGGAGGAAGCAGCCGCCAAAAGCAAAGCUGCUGGAGCCGUUUGGGCUCCGCUGCCUCGGUCUGAACGUGAUCAGCUGGGAGGUUGAGAGGAAGCGGUGGGCACGAAGAUGCUGUUCAUACAAUGUUUCUCUUCCUCUGUGGUUGCUGCUUCAUCCAGUAGAGAGUGGUUUGAGGCUGCGUCCGGUCAGUUCUGACACCGUGGUCCGGUUCUGGCUUUACUGUCCGGUACCAGUCUGACAAAUCCACUCGCCCACAUACUUACCUACCGCUGGAGUUUAUAUACAUCUACAAUAAUGUACAAUACUGUUCAACUACUACUACAUUACUUUUCCGUGUUUUGAAGCCUUUGCAAGCUGUUUUUUUCUUUGGCAACGCUUUAGCGACGCUGCGGUCGUAUCAGACUAGGAAACUCACUCAUUAUCUGUUUUUACUGCUCCUCUGAUACGGUUCUGAACAUAGACCCCCGACCCGCUCAGACUGAAGGUUCACUGUAUCUCAGGCUGGAGACGCUGUGGAGGCAGAAACCUGCUGGUCUGUGGAGUUCAAACGGAACCAGUGGAGUCGAAGGUGAAUCUGAGGCCCGUCGUCAGUAAAGUCAAACACGAUGAAACGCGCCUGUGCUAUUUGUAGUCAAUCAUUUAAUGGUUUUGCUGUGAUAAUCAAUUAAUUAUAGUCGACUGAGUCGUUUUGUUUCCAAAUAAUCACAUUCAGUUACUGAUUGAAACCAUUUUCAGUUCAUAGACAAAAUAAGUGAUUAAAAAGUGUUGAGGUGCAAGAAACCAAACCAAAUGUCUGAACUAUGAAAUACAAUUAAGAAUAAGCUGAUUUGAGAAGCUCAGAGUAUAUUUAAUGAGUUAUACAUAAUAAGUACAGAAGACGUUUUAAAAUCACAUUAGAGAGUGAAGGAACGUGAAGAAGCAGACGUUUGGUUUCAGUCGGAGGCUUCACCUGCUGAGCUUCAGUGAAGUCUCUCGUCUUCUGCCUCCAGAGCAGCUCCGUCGGCACGAACGGCACCUUACUCUGCUUCCGCCAUCCAGCAUCUUCCUCCUCCCUGCUCGCUCCUCACCCUCCUCCCGCCACCAGCUCCGUGCCCCCCCCCCCUCCCGUCAGGUGAUCAGAAGUACAGGACGAUCACAACCAAGAAAAUGUUCGCUUUUAUCAAGUUUGGGUCUGUAGCUUUAAGGACAAAUAACGACAGGCACGUGUUGGGGAGGAAACGUUGCUUUGCAUUGGCCUGGAGAGAGAGAGAGAGAGAGGGAGAGAGAGAGAGAGAGAGAGAGAUGCAGCGAAGGGAAGAAGCAGAACAGGAGGGGGACGUUUUCUGAAGCUGAGCCAGAGAGAACAACUUGUUCUUUCCCGUGUCCACACAGUCAAGUUAACAAGCAGCUAAUAUAAACAGCACAGACCCUCCCCUCCUCUCGCCCUCUCGCCUCCUCAUCUCCAUCUUUCUCUCUCUGCACCGCCGGGUCUCCAUCCAACUAUUUCCUUUAUGAACCGUAACAAUUGAAUCAGGAAGGCAGAAUAGAAAUGGGUAAAAAUUUGCAUUAAAUGGCACGAACUGCCCGGAACACAGUUAUUAUUGUUAUCGACCGUGACUGUUAAUUUGAGUCAGUAGCAGCGGUCAUAAAAAGCUCAGAGCUAAACUGACCUGGCCUCAGGUCGCGUCUGUGUCCUGAUCCAUUAACUCUCUGCUCCCACGUCCAACAUGAACCAAACUCUAUCAUUACAUGAGUGCGUUGGAUGAUUAAAAAACAAUCCAAAUGUUUUAUGUAUGUUCUUGGAAAGGUCCCACUUUUGGUUCCUCCCUCUGGGUCUAAACGUUCCUUCACGUCUGGUUCUAGCAUCAGGACGUAAAGCUGAGGUGAGUGUAGAUGUGGAUGUGUUUGACUGACGUCAACAUUAAUGUAGGUUCAGUGGGGAAGUCAAAACUAAAAAUCACAGGGAAGCGUGUGGGAAUCAGUUUUAUGAAGGACUUUAGCAGCAGAUGUAAAUGUAAUCUGGAUAAAUCACGUCUAGACGCAUGCGUGAGGAGACGCGCUCUGCUUUCUUCCUUUCUCAUCAGACGAGGUGUUGAAUGCAGGUUUACAGUUCAGUGAGUGUGGAUGAUGGAGGUGAGUGUUCGAGCGGUGACCCCCCGCGGCUUCAACAGUCACAUCACAUGCACCACGGCCAACACACGGUCGCACAACUUAGAAAUGUUACAGCCCCAGUUUUUUCCUCUUGGACCAGAACCCAGAACCAAUUCAGCCAGUUUACUCUGGCUCGGCUCUGAAGCAGGUCCCGUCUCGUGUUUCUGUGUCUCCUCCCGUCCUCCGUGUCUCAGGCUCUUUCUGAGUCUCAUUAACAACAAAAUAAAAGCUGCCUUCUCACGUCUCCUGACCUGCAGGUUUUAAUCAGAUUUAGUCAAUCAAGACUGAGCAAACUUAUUCAAACCCUCUUCUUGGAGGACAGAUGAAUAGCGUUUCCACUUAAAGCCCUUGUUUUCUCUCAGCACAUUUUUAAAUCGUUGGACGUCAUCGCCCUCAUUCAGGCGUGAUUCACCUGUCAAUCAUCCAGUCAAAGCAGAGCAGCUCCCGCCUCCUGUCUUAUUUGUCCUUAUGAAGGUGUGUAGAACCUCUGCCGUCGUGUCCGGUCGCUCCUCCACGCAUCGGUUCUUCAAUACAAUAAUAUGAAUGUUGCAGGAGUUAAUCCUUCUGUAUUCUUUGUUUCAAAGAAUGUUGUGCCAUUUGUUAAUAGCGAAGAGAACUAUUGAACAUAAUACAAUAUGAAAAAGAAGAGCUAUCUUAAAUUAUUUUUGGCUUUUUUUGCUAUAUUUAUUUUCUUGUAUUAGAAUCUUCUUUGUAGGAGGGAAAACAAUUUCAAAAAAUGUAUUUUUCAUUAGUGCGAAAAACCUAUUUUCUUCCUUUUUGUACAAUUUCAAUGUUUUAAGCGAGACGUUGAAAAGCAAUAUGAUGAUGACGAUGUUCCUGUGACUGUAUCUGCAUGCUGUUUGUGUUGCCUUAAUGACGGCUGCAUCCCCCUUCCUCAACCCGUCUCAUUCCAGUCUGACCCAGUCCCAGCUCUCACCCUCAUCUGAUGGAUUCCCAGUCAAACCAAUCCAGUCCAGUCCAGUGCAGUCAAUAAAGCAGUGCUUUCUGUGUACACAA
Betta splendens (Siamese fighting fish) is the source of this 10149-nucleotide messenger RNA. RefSeq names its product jade family PHD finger 2 (gene jade2). The coding region runs from base 799 to 3606 and encodes 935 amino acids. Gene Ontology annotation, cellular component: histone acetyltransferase complex. The transcript is spliced from 14 exons. Gene Ontology annotation, biological process: regulation of transcription by RNA polymerase II. NCBI's taxonomy places the organism in Eukaryota, Metazoa, Chordata, Actinopteri, Anabantiformes, Osphronemidae. The record is from RefSeq and is a predicted model, not a curated record.